CUUCCUUAAUUCCUUCUUUCUUAGUCUCCCUCAGCUUUGGCCUGGUCUUCUCCAGCUCCGGCCCAGAUAAGCCCAGCAGCCAUUGCCCUAGUCCUGGCUUGGUUGUUGAGUAUUAGGGAGGUGGCUCUGGCCCGUGUUCCCACUUGCUGAGUCUCAUUUGCCGUUCGUCAGUAGCCAUGGACUUGCACUUAGAUGACUCCCAGGCACUCAGUCACCCUCCUAGUCUCCACAAGGGACAUUCCCAGACCACCACAAUACUAGACGACGUGAGCCUGCAGUUGGAUGGAGAUGUCCCCUUUGUUCUGGGAGAUGGGCUUUUAGAGAAGACAGGAGCUGUGGUCAUCGACAUGGGCACAGGCACUUGCAAGUCUGGCUUUGCCGGCCAGGCAAAGCCCAUGUCCACCGUGGCCACCAUGCUCGGCCGCCUACCAGAGAAGGCUUCAACAGCAAGCCAGCCUCAGCUGCCCACCUUCAUCGGGGAGAGUGCUAGAGAGCACCCGGGACUCAGCCUGAUCCAGCCCCUGAGGAACGGCAUCAUCGUGGACUGGGAGGCAGCCGAGACCCUCUGGCACUACAUUUUCUACAAUGACUUGGGAGUGGCCCCUGAGGAUCACGCCCUCCUUCUCUCCGAUCCACCAUUCAGCCCCACGACCAACCGGGAAAAGCUGGUGGAGGUGGUGUUCGAGUCCCUUCGCUCUCCAGGAAUGUACGUGGCCUACCAGUCAGUGCUCUCCGUCUAUGCCCAUGGACUGGUCAGUGGGCUGGUGGUGGAUACGGGCCAUGGUGUGACCCACACCGUCCCAGUCUAUCAGGGCUAUAACCUGCCCCACGCCACCGAGCGGAUGGAUUUAGCGGGGGCCCACCUGACAGCCUUCCUGGCAGAGAUGCUUCGGGGUGCCGGCUACCCCUUCAGUGACCGGGACACCUCCCUGGUAGAGAGCAUCAAACACCAAUGCUGCUAUGUUGCUGCCGACUUCAUCACGGAGCAGAAACAGCCCGCCAAGGCCAACCGAGAGACCUUCCAGCUGCCCGACGGCCAGGUCAUCAGCCUUGGCAAAGAGCGUUUCCAGUGCCCCGAGCUGCUCUUCAACCCCCCAGAAAUACCAGGACUUGUACCACUGGGCAUCCCUGACAUGGCCAAGGAAAGCCUGAGGAAGGUGCCCAACGAGGCCCGUGAAGACGUUUCCCAGAAUGUCCUGCUUUGUGGGGGUUCUUCCCUCUUUCCGGGGCUGGAGCAGCGGUUCACCAAGGAGCUGCUCCAAGGGGCACCUCCCCAGACCUGCAUAGCCGUGUGUGCCCAGCCCCUAAGGAACUACUCUGUGUGGAUUGGAGGGUCCAUCCUUGCUUCUCUCCGAGCUUUUCAAUCCUGCUGGAUCCAACGGGCCCAGUAUGAGGAGCAGGGCCCCUACAUCGUCUAUCAGAAGUGCUAUUGAUGCCAGUGGGUAGGCGGGUGGGUACCAAGGAAGCAAUAAAGGAAGAAGCUAUAUGAACCCAGAGCCAAGCC
This is a messenger RNA of Sarcophilus harrisii (Tasmanian devil), 1504 nucleotides long. It is a transcript of the gene ACTL9, whose product is annotated as actin like 9. The transcript has a single exon. Gene Ontology annotation, cellular component: NuA4 histone acetyltransferase complex; membrane; cytoplasm. Gene Ontology annotation, molecular function: nucleosomal DNA binding; protein kinase binding. Bases 177 to 1433 code for a protein of 418 amino acids. Lineage: Eukaryota; Metazoa; Chordata; Mammalia; Dasyuromorphia; Dasyuridae. Gene Ontology annotation, biological process: axonogenesis; cell motility. The record is from RefSeq and is a predicted model, not a curated record.